Messenger RNA from Drosophila persimilis, 1243 nucleotides. Its product is annotated as serine protease grass. The transcript has 6 exons. Gene Ontology annotation, molecular function: serine-type endopeptidase activity. The record is from RefSeq and is a predicted model, not a curated record. Bases 2 to 1102 code for a protein of 366 amino acids. Gene Ontology annotation, biological process: proteolysis. Lineage: Eukaryota; Metazoa; Arthropoda; Insecta; Diptera; Drosophilidae.
CAUGAUCGGCUGUGUGUCGGGGAGCUUGACGUUUUGCCUGCUGGCAGCACUUAUCGGAAGCGGACUGGGAGCAGAGGACUAUCCCGACUAUUGUAGCACCUUUGAGGGGUGGCCUGGGUGGUGCGUCCACUACCUAGAAUGUCCGUCCAUCAAUGCACUGGUGCAGAAAAAUCUAUCCGGCCACGAGCUAAGCAAAAUGGAGACAGACAUGUGGAAUCAAGCCAGAUGUUCUGACAGGAAUACGACCUUUGUGUGCUGCCAGGACGAAAUCAAUGCCUCUGGACUGGAGAUGCUGACGAAUGAGACGGAGUGCGGCAAGUUCACGUUGUUUAAGGUCACGAAUGGGCAACGGGUGAAGAUGGGCUCGCGACCCUGGAUGGCCCUGCUAAAGUACAAUGUCGCUACGAUGGCCAGGCAUCAGUUUCUUUGCGGGGCCACGCUCAUCUCGAAACGCUUCGUACUGACUGCAGCGCAUUGCUCGAUCAACGAACUGCCAAUCGCGGUUCGAUUGGGAGAGCACGACAUAACCACAGAUGAGGACUGCAUCAUGGUGGGCUCUAAGAAACGGUGCCAGCUGCCCCACCAGGAUAUAGGCAUCGAGAAGAUCAUCAUGCAUGAGGGAUACCCGAAGAACAUCACUCAGAACGACAUAGCACUCAUAAAGCUGGACCGGGACGUGGUGUACUCAGCUCACAUCAAUUCCAUAUGCCUGCCGCUGUAUCCGUCACUGCAAAAGAACGUGCUGGGUCAGACGCUGUACCUGGUGACGGGCUGGGGGCGCACUGAGAGCGGCCGCCCCUCCAAUGUGCCAAUGGAGGCGUUUGUCAAACAUCUUUCCAUGGAGGACUGUAUCAAGGCCUACAGGGGAUACGCGUUCGCGGAGAAUCAGGUCUGUACAUCUGCCGGCAUACAAGACAGCUGCUCCGGAGACUCUGGCGGACCGCUGCAAUACCCGUUCCGCUUCUACGGAAAACAGCGCUUCGUGCAGGCGGGGAUCGUUAGUGUGGGGUCGAGACAAUGCGGUAUUGAAACUUACCCGUCGGUGGCCACGAACGUAGUGGUGUUCAUGCCUUGGAUCACGAAGCAGAUGGCGGUGGCAUAGCCAAGAGAAAAUCCGAGAAUAGGAUGAAUCCAAUCGCCUCCACGGGGGUACAUCCUUUCGGGCCACUGGCCCGGUUUCAACGCAAUUAAUUAAGUACGCACAGUGAGGGCACAAAGAUUUUAAUUAAAAAUUUUGGCCGAA